AUGUCUUCUGAGUACGGAGACUCCACGAAUCAUAACGCGGCAGGCCUCACCGCGGUUAUUGGUUGUGUCGUUUUCAUCGGUUUUCUUGUUACCACGCGAGUGUAUUCCAAAGUGUUCUGUUCGAAACAGAUUCAUUUCGAAGACGUUCUAGCAUUUGCUACCCUUGGUCCUUACAUUGGCUACACUUGUAUCCUCAUCUACUAUAUUAAGUUUUAUGGAUUAUAUACGAAUGAGCUCGAUGCGAAGUCUACGUCGGAUGUUCUAUAUAUGGUUAACAUUGGUUCCAACCUGUCCCAAGUAAUAACGAUGGUCAUGAAGGUUUGCAUUCUAAAGGAAUGGACCAGAAUAUUCGUACCAUGUCCAUCCAGAAAUUCGGUUUGGUGGAUAUGUCACGGCCUUGCUGGCUUGAACGUAAUAUUCUAUUCCACAAUGAUUGUGGUACUCAACCUUAGUUGCGUCCCAUAUGCUAGAAUAUGGGACAAAAGUAUCCCUGGGAGAUGCAUUGGCUAUACGCACCCAUGGAUCAGCGGGCCGAUCAUCAACCUGGUCUCCGAUAUUGCGAUUGUGGCUCUCCCACAAGGAAUCAUUUGGCGCCUGCGAAUAUCUAUGAAGAGUAAAAUAAGAGUCGCCCUAAUUUUCUUCUUUGGUGUGAAUGUCUGUGCCUGCGCAGUCGGGUCACUUAACGAGGGUAUCAAGCUAGUUCGGGGUAUUAGCCACAACGAUGUCUACAGUCGUUUCACAAUAUCACUUUGGAUAUACGUUGAAAUGACUUUCACCAUCGUUUCCUUUUGCUUGACUGCCGCCCCAAAGGCCUUCCGGGAUAUUUCACUCAAAAUACUAAAGUUGGCUCCGCUAUGGAAAUCAGAGAAGGGGCUAGAGAACGGUUCAAAGAAGAAGAUGGAAUCUCAAUGGCUCAUUGAGCACCCUCAGUCAUUAGCAAUAAGGGCAAAGUAUCAUGAGGUUGAUGAAACCACUUUCGGACUUACUGGUAUCGCAUUAAUAACACGGCCCACGACUACCAUCACCGCGUCAAGGUCGGAACAUUGUUUGGAAUCUCAGCAUCUAGCAAAUACUGGGAUUCUACGCACAACACAUGUGGAAAUCAAGGAAGAAUUACAUACGCUCAACAACUCAGAUGUAGAUGAAAGUGGUCCAGUACAUCCCCCAGCAGUCUUUUUUUCAAUAGCGAAGUCAUUAUGA
Hypoxylon fragiforme is the source of this 1200-nucleotide messenger RNA. RefSeq lists its product as uncharacterized. The coding region runs from base 1 to 1200 and encodes 399 amino acids. NCBI's taxonomy places the organism in Eukaryota, Fungi, Ascomycota, Sordariomycetes, Xylariales, Hypoxylaceae. The record is from RefSeq and is a predicted model, not a curated record. The transcript is spliced from 5 exons.